Molecule: messenger RNA, 612 nt
Organism: Anopheles marshallii
Lineage: Eukaryota; Metazoa; Arthropoda; Insecta; Diptera; Culicidae
Product: peritrophin-1-like
Exons: 2
Coding region: 1-612 (203 amino acids)
Cellular component (GO): extracellular region
Molecular function (GO): chitin binding
Source: RefSeq, a predicted model, not a curated record
AUGGAUUGUAAGAUCACUCAUUUGUCAGCUGUAUUCUCACUGGUUGUAUUAUGCUUGGGCUCGGUAACGGCUACCGAUCAAGUAGAGUCCCGUGCCAGUGCCCCGAACUGGCUCGCGGUAGUUCCAAACCAUUGGAUGUGCGCCGGACACAAUGCGCCAGUGCUCUUCCCCCACGACUCGGAUUGCUCCCGCUACUAUGAGUGUGUUUGCGAAGAUGCGUACGAGUACGCGUGCGAGAAAGGAUUGCGCUUCAACUCGCAAACGCUGCACUGCGAUCAAUCGGAUCGAGUAGCUUGCCAGGCGGAGGCAUCCGUUUCUCAUCCAUCGGUUAAUACGGAAGGUUCGAUAGAGCAACCGGCAAUCGAUCCACGCUGCCCAUCGAUGGAAGCGGUCAAACAUUGGUCCGAUGAGACCAACUGCUCGAGGUACUAUCAAUGCGUCCGUGGCGAGGUUAUGGAGUUGCAGUGUCCCGAAUCGUUGGUGUGGGAUAAUGCGGCGAAGAAGUGUAGUGCACCGAACCCGAACAAAUGCUGUGCGCCCGUACCGGCGGCACCAACUUUGGAGGAACAAUCUGUGAGCCUGUGGGAUCGGUUCCAAUCAUGGAUGGGUUAA